Molecule: messenger RNA, 621 nt
Organism: Funneliformis caledonium
Lineage: Eukaryota; Fungi; Glomeromycota; Glomeromycetes; Glomerales; Glomeraceae
Source: the annotation of a GenBank genome assembly
AUGUACAUAUUUGAUCGUCAUUGUGUGUGUAUUUAUUAUCAAGAUUGGCACCGACAUCGUAAAAGUGGUGCAGGAAGCGGCGGAGGUGGUGUUAAUAGUGCCAUUGGCACCACAAGCACAACCACUAGCAUGAAUGGUCAAAUAGAUGGUGAUUCAGGUGGCUCCUCCUCCUCACCUGCUCAUAGUUCAGCGGCGAAUCAUCUUACCAGCCAUCAUUCUACAACUUCACAACUUACCAGUUUAACAAGCAUUUUCUCAGAAGGUCGAAUGAUCAACAUCGAGGAAGAGGCCAAAUUAGUUUAUGGUGUCGUGUUUUCUUUAAGAAAUUUUGUUAAGAAGCUCAGUGGAAGUCAAGACGGAUUUUUAGCAUAUAAAACAUCGAACUAUAAGCUUCAUUAUUAUGAGACUCCAACAGGAUUGAAAUUUGUGAUGAAUACUGAUCCUGGUAUAGAUUCUCUUCGACAAAUACUAAGACAGAUUUAUACAAACUUUUAUGUUGAAUAUGUUGUAAAAAAUCCUUUGUCACCUACGGAGCAUCUCGGAGGUGAAGGUGUUAAUAAUGAAUAUUUUAAGGCGGCAGUUGACAAAUUUGUAAAAACUUUACCUGCAUAUGAAUCUUAG